GGGAGUUAUAGGGCCAGAGGCUGGAUCCAGAUGUGUCCACUCAUUUUAAAUCACCUUACCUUGCCUGAAGACACAACAUCUUAACAAAACAUUAUUAAAUUUUUACACUUUGUGGCAAAAAGAAAAAAAAAAAAAUGAUGAUACAUUCCUCUGUACAAAGCAAAUGGACAUGAGAGGUGUGAAAGACGCUCACUGACGUGCUUUGGAGGCAGGCAGGUGGAAAGAGGCAAUAUGUGAAAAACAAACAUGCCUACUUCUAAUCCAGAUGCAGUCGUCCUCCUGAGAUCAGUCUUAGACAGAAGGACGAGGGACAGGACCACAAGCCUAAUCUCCAACUGAUCCGUUGCUGAAAGCAUGCAAGCUCUGUACAUGUCCGUGCUGCUCUAUUUUCUUCUCCUCGGCUUCCUGCCCCCUACAGGAGCAGAAGAGGAGAGCGACGCAGCUGGCAGCAGAGGGGAGAGGGAGAAACGAAGCCUACCCUACUGGGGCAUGUGGUCGUCAGAUUUUUUCGGGUGGUUGGAGGAGCUGCAAGCCCAGGCAGCUCACCACGGGAUGCAGGACCUGGCUCGUACCUUCUGGGCUCACUUCCCCAUCGCCAACGAGCUGGGCUACGAUAGUCCCGAGUCUGACCCUGAACUUGAGGAGUGAGGGAGAGGAGAGACAGGGUGAAGAUGAGAGAUUGAAGAGUCUGAGGGGCCAAAAGUCACCUUUAACAUGUGUUUUAUAGUUAAGACGAUCAAUACUAGUUUGGAGAUUUGUGAUAUUUUAACAAUUUAACAAACAACAUUUGGUUAAUAUUGACUUUUGUAUGUAUAAAAAUAAAAACAAUUGCAUAUAUUUUCAAUUUCUUUAUAUCAUUUUUUUUUUUUUUUUCGUCUGACCUUUUUAAAACCCAGUAUGAUGAAAAAUAUUGAUGUAGUAACCCUUCCCUUUGCCACAAACUGGGCUUGCACA
Molecule: messenger RNA, 954 nt
Organism: Sebastes umbrosus (honeycomb rockfish)
Lineage: Eukaryota; Metazoa; Chordata; Actinopteri; Perciformes; Sebastidae
Gene: otos2
Product: otospiralin 2
Exons: 3
Coding region: 355-648 (97 amino acids)
Biological process (GO): sensory perception of sound
Source: RefSeq, a predicted model, not a curated record